Messenger RNA from Pseudopipra pipra, 1617 nucleotides. RefSeq names its product N-alpha-acetyltransferase 30, NatC catalytic subunit (gene NAA30). Gene Ontology annotation, biological process: N-terminal peptidyl-methionine acetylation. The record is from RefSeq and is a predicted model, not a curated record. The transcript has 5 exons. Gene Ontology annotation, molecular function: protein-N-terminal amino-acid acetyltransferase activity. The coding region runs from base 107 to 1384 and encodes 425 amino acids. Gene Ontology annotation, cellular component: NatC complex. NCBI's taxonomy places the organism in Eukaryota, Metazoa, Chordata, Aves, Passeriformes, Pipridae.
GCCAAGCGCGGAAGCGUCGCGCGCGCGGGGCCGGCCGGCGCUGUCGGCGGGUGUUUUACGGCCGCGCUUGGCGGCGGCGGAGCGGGAGCGGCCCGGGCGGGCGGACAUGGCCGAGGUUCCGCCGGGGCCUAGCAGCGUCCUGUCCCCGCAGGGGGACACGCUCUCCCCCUUCCCCGCGGGAGGAGGAGGAGGGGGGGCCGCUUCCUCCUCCUCCUCCGCUGCCGCCGCCGCCUCCUAUGCCGCCGCCGCCGCCGCCUGCACCGGCGCCCAGGACGAGGAGGCCGAAGAGGAGGAGGAGGAGGAGGAAGAGGAGGGACCCGCGGGCGGCCGGGAGCGGGAGCAGCAGCGAGGAGGAGGAGGAGGAGGAAGCGGCGACAAGGGGGCCCCGCAGCACCGGCACCACCACCGCCACCACCACCCCCCGCACCACAACCACCAGCUCAACGGCCUCAUCAGCCCCGAGCUGCGGCACCUGCGGGCCUCCCUCAAGGGCAAGAUCCUGGGCGCGGAGGCCGCGGCGGCCCCCGAGGGGCUGGAGAACAAGCGAGCCAGCAAAACAAUGGGCUCGGGACAGCAGCAGCAGCCGCCCCCCGCCGCCGCCCCCGCCGCGGCGCCCUGCUCGGCCCCCCACGCCAACCACCUCCCUCCCCAGGGAAGGACUGCACCCUCUCCUCCUCCUGCUGCUUCCCCCCCUGGAAAAGGGGACAGGAGCCAGCCUGCUGCCACCACCGCGACCGCCGCUGCUGCUGCUAAGACUGCAGCCCGCAAUGGGCUGGCGGGAGAGACUGGCUUGGAGGAGGAAGAGCAGGAGGAGGGGGAUGAAGGAGGGGAGGAGGAGGAGGAGUCCCUGCAGCUCCUCUCCGGGUCCUUAGCGGCUGCCUGCAGUUUGAAAGGCUCGGGAACGGACUGUCAGCCCGAGGAGGACCUAACGAUACGAUACGUCCAGUACGAGUCAGAGCUGCAGAUGCCCGAUAUCAUGAGACUGAUCACCAAAGAUCUGUCUGAACCCUACUCCAUUUACACUUAUAGGUAUUUUAUCCACAACUGGCCACAACUUUGCUUUUUGGCCAUGGUAGGGGAGGAGUGUGUAGGUGCCAUCGUCUGCAAGCUGGAUAUGCACAAAAAGAUGUUCCGCAGAGGUUAUAUAGCCAUGUUAGCAGUGGAUUCCAAAUACAGAAGAAAAGGAAUUGGUACAAACUUGGUUAAGAAAGCUAUUUAUGCUAUGGUUGAAGGAGAUUGUGACGAGGUCGUAUUGGAAACAGAAAUCACAAAUAAGUCUGCUUUGAAACUUUAUGAAAACCUUGGUUUUGUGCGAGACAAGAGGCUGUUCAGAUACUAUUUAAACGGAGUUGAUGCACUGCGUCUGAAACUAUGGCUGCGUUAGGAGAGCCCAUCCCACGGGAGCGACCGCCGGCCCCGGCAGCGCAGAGUCGGCCUUUGCAUGCCAAGCAAUUUGUUCCCAAAAUUGCUUUGCAGGUGGACUUAGUGAUUCCCAUGCAGCUCUUAAAAAAAAAAAAAAAAAAAACAAAAACCUGUCAGUGUCCCAUUGAGUGUCGCACAUUUUCGUUGCACUUUGGCAUGGCGCGUUUGUUCCGAAUUAAAGCCGGUUCUUUCCGA